UUAAGGAAAUUCCGACCAAACAAGAUCCCUGUUUUUUCUGUGUGUGUGUGUGUGGGGGGGGGGUGUUUGAACUCCUCUGUUUUUCUCAAUUGUAGAGAGAGAAAAGAAGAAGAAGAAUAACAAGGGCAUAUACAAAUUUGAAUCCAUUGUAAUGGCGUUCCUAUCUGUCCUUGGAAGAUUUCUCUUCUUAUCUGUCUUCAUUCUCUCCCUUGCUCUCGAGUUCAAAGAAUUUGGGACUGAUGGCGGGCAAGCAGCAAAGGCAUUAAGACCAAAGUUCAAUGUUUUGUCAAGGCAUGUGGAAACGCACACCGGAUUUGAAAUACCACAUGUAGAGAUGAAACAUCUUGUUUUGGGGGCCAUAGUUUUGAAGGGUCUUGGAAGCCUUUUAUUCAUCUUCGGCAGCACUCUUGGAGCGUAUUUUCUGCUGCUACAUCAGGCCCUUGCUACUCCCGUCUUGUAUGACUUCUACAACUAUGAUGCUGACAAGAAGGAAUUUAAUCAACUUUUUUUCAAAUUCACUCAGAACUUGGCAUUGAUGGGUGCAUUACUUUUUUUCAUCGGCAUGAAGAACUCAUUGCCCAGGAGAUCCUCCUCCACCUCCUCAAAGAAGAGGUCUCACAAGGCCAAAGCAAAUUAGGAAGGACGCGAUAGGGUACAUUUUUGUUGCAUGGGCUCACAGUCUCAAUAGUUUUACUGCACUUUUACCUCUCUGGUUCUAUUUCCGGUUGAACUUUACCCAACCCUUUUUAGCAUUCAUCUUUGUCUUCUCCUUUUUCCGGCAAUUUUAACACUACUUUGAUAUCGACAAUGCAACAUGAGGAAUAUCUAGGUGGUGUUUACAUUGUUAUAGUCUUAUAGACUUAUAUUAAUCUGUAGUCAUUCUGGUUUUCUUGCA
Molecule: messenger RNA, 895 nt
Organism: Capsicum annuum
Lineage: Eukaryota; Viridiplantae; Streptophyta; Magnoliopsida; Solanales; Solanaceae
Exons: 5
Coding region: 152-637 (161 amino acids)
Source: RefSeq, a predicted model, not a curated record